This is a messenger RNA of Dibothriocephalus latus, 277 nucleotides long. Lineage: Eukaryota; Metazoa; Platyhelminthes; Cestoda; Diphyllobothriidea; Diphyllobothriidae. The record is from the annotation of a GenBank genome assembly.
GGCUUCAAUGAUGUCACGAACGGUACCUCUCCAUGCGUGACGAUUGGCGCCAGCGGAUUUGGAAAGCUCCACCCAGUCUCUUAUCCAGCGACGGAGAAGGUCCAAGAACUGCUUCCAUGUCUUGACGGACGGUGUCGAGCUAAGUCUUCAGUUGCCUUCCUCUUCGCCGUUUCCAGGUGGGCUGCGGCGCCGGCUCGAGGCAGCAAAGCUAAGCUCGUGGGGCGGACGACGGAGAACGUGUCUAAACCACUUCAGUCGCCUUUCUAGAAUGGCCUGA